AUGGCGUUUUCGGUCGUGUUUUCGGAUGGCGCAAACUCACGCGAGUGGGCCCAUAUGCACCCCUCGGCUAUCCGCCGACGGAAGCAUUCUCAGGAAGAUGAAUACGAUGAUCAAGUGCACGUGGCAGAGAUCCAGGCUGAAGGGGAUUUUCAUGAACUGGCAAACGUAUUCUUGCCAAUAUCUAUUUCAAUUGCUUCCUUUGAGCUUGCCUGUACCGCUAUGGCUGCCCCUCCUACCACUUAUCUACUAAGGCGCGAUCGAGUCGAAGCCAUCAGACUUGGAUCCCAGCAUCUAGCGUGGCAACGGCAUUUGAAUCAUCUUCUGGAUCCUAAUAUACCCAUCAAGGAUGGCAUGGAGAUUGCGGACAUUGGGGCAGGCACAGGAAUCUGGGCCAUCGAGGUAGCCAAUCAGCUGCCUUCGUCGCAGGUAACGGCAUUCGACGUCGCCGACACUCACUUCCCGAGUCCAGAAUACUGGCCUUCCAACGCAAAGUUCGAUUUGCUCGAUUUACUGCGUGAUGUUUCUUCGGAGCUAUUAGGAAAGUUUGAUGUGGUUCAUCUACGCAUGUGGGCGUUUGUUGUCCGUAAUGAUGACCCUAAUCCACUGAUCCAGCAUGCCGCCAAAUUGCUCAGGCCUGGGGGCUAUAUCCAGUGGGAAGAUGCUCGGUUCGAGAACAGUGUGGUCAAAGGUGAACCCGCGGUUCAGUUCCGGCAAAUGAUGAGACAGAUGAGCAAUGCCGCAAGGCUCAAUUUUCUGUGGCUUGAGGAGCUUGAUCAGCGCGUGAAGUGCGCGGAUGCUCAGCUGGAGGUAGUCGACUUCCAGAAGCAGCCGUGGUUGUCAACGCAUAUUCCGCUGGUUAUGGAUACAUUUUUAGUAGCUCUGGAGAAUAGCGGUGCAAUCCUAGGCAAAUUAAAGUUGGUUGAUCCGUCUGUACCAAACUCGGAGGAAUGGAUGGAGGCCCUAGAGACCUUGCACAAAGACAGCUGCAAGCCCAGUGGCAGUCAGCUUUACUGGCUUCCAGUUACGUUGUUAGCCAGAAGGAGUGGUUAA
Messenger RNA from Penicillium angulare, 1050 nucleotides. RefSeq names its product class I SAM-dependent methyltransferase. The transcript is spliced from 6 exons. The coding region runs from base 1 to 1050 and encodes 349 amino acids. Lineage: Eukaryota; Fungi; Ascomycota; Eurotiomycetes; Eurotiales; Aspergillaceae. The record is from RefSeq and is a predicted model, not a curated record.